CUCUGGAGCGCCGCCGUUGUGCUUGGAUUUCCACCCCUGCCUGUCCUGCUGCCCUGACAGCCGAGCCCACCUCCGUCCACCUUCCCCCACCCCUAAGGACAGUUGUUCCCCUCCUUUCCUAUACUGUACAGUAACUGCCAUGAGGAAGAUCAACUGGCUCUCUCUCCUGGCCGGGCUUUCUUUUUAUAUCAACGGAAGUGACACAGCCGAUGCUGAGGAGAGGCUGAUGAACCACCUCCUGAACACAUCUCGCUACAACAACUUAAUCCGCCCUGCCUUCAACUCCUCGCAGCUGGUUGUUAUAGAAUUGCAGGUUAUCCUGGCCCAGCUUAUCAAUGUGAAUGAGCGUGAACAGAUCAUGACUACCAACGUCUGGCUCAAUCAAGAAUGGACGGACUACCGCUUAGCUUGGGAACCCUCGGAGUACGAAGGCAUCAAUAAGCUGAGAAUACCAGCUAAGAAAGUCUGGCUACCAGACAUUGUUCUAUACAACAAUGCCGAUGGAACAUAUGAAGUCUCUGUUUACACCAACGUGAUCGUGAAAAAUAAUGGGAGCAUGUUGUGGCUGCCUCCAGCCAUCUACAAGAGCGCCUGCAAAAUCGAAGUGAAGCAUUUCCCCUUUGACCAACAAAACUGCACCUUGAAGUUCCGGUCAUGGACUUACGAUCACACUGAAAUCGACAUGAUCCUUAAAACCGGCUCGGCCAGCAUGGAUGACUUCACCCCCAGUGGUGAAUGGGACAUUGUGGCACUCCCGGGGCGGCGAACUGAGAACCCCUUGGACCCAAACUACGUGGAUGUCACAUACGACUUCAUCAUUAGACGGAAGCCUCUUUUUUACACCAUCAACCUCAUCAUCCCUUGUGUGCUCAUAACAUCCUUGGCCAUCCUCGUCUUCUACCUGCCGUCAGACUGCGGAGAAAAGAUGACGCUCUGCAUCUCCGUCUUGCUCGCUUUGACUGUGUUCUUGCUCCUGAUCUCCAAAAUCGUCCCCCCAACAUCGCUGGAUGUCCCAUUGAUUGGGAAGUACCUGAUGUUCACAAUGGUCCUGGUGACCUUCUCCAUUGUGACCAGUGUCUGCGUGCUGAAUGUGCACCACAGGUCUCCCAGCACCCAUGCCAUGCCUCCCUGGGUGAAGGUGGUCUUCCUCAAGAGGCUGCCCAGCUUCCUGUUCAUGAAGCGCCCAGAGAAUAACUCCAUGAGGCAAAGGCUGUCCGGUAGCAGCAAGAGGAGCAAAGCAGACCUGUUUUGCAGCAGCCCGUCGGACCUGUACAAGGGCUCCUCCACUUACUUUGUGAACACGGCCUCUGCCAAAAAAUACGACCUGAAACUGGCGGAAAACCCUGAUCACAUUGGCAGCCAUCAGGAUGUCAGGCUACGAUCAUCAGCAAAGUUUUCCCCUGAGGUCCAGGAAGCUAUUGAGGGAGUCAGUUUCAUAGCAGACCACAUGAGAAGUGAGGACAACAAUGAGACUGUUGUUGAAGACUGGAAAUAUGUUGCCAUGGUAGUGGACAGACUGUUUCUCUGGAUAUUUAUCUUUGUUUGUGUGGUGGGGACUGUUGGAUUAUUCCUGCAGCCGCUGUUUCAAAACCACUCAGUUGGCGUGAGCCCUUAAACUGGGCGAAUCCAAGACCUAGGAUUGCUUAUUCACUGACCGGGCUGGACUCUGU
Zootoca vivipara (common lizard) is the source of this 1670-nucleotide messenger RNA. It is a transcript of the gene CHRNB4, whose product is annotated as cholinergic receptor nicotinic beta 4 subunit. Gene Ontology annotation, biological process: monoatomic ion transmembrane transport. Lineage: Eukaryota; Metazoa; Chordata; Lepidosauria; Squamata; Lacertidae. Gene Ontology annotation, cellular component: postsynaptic membrane. The record is from RefSeq and is a predicted model, not a curated record. Gene Ontology annotation, molecular function: transmembrane signaling receptor activity; acetylcholine-gated monoatomic cation-selective channel activity.